Messenger RNA from Aspergillus wentii DTO 134E9, 3402 nucleotides. RefSeq lists its product as uncharacterized. Gene Ontology annotation, biological process: peroxisome organization; DNA repair. The coding region runs from base 1 to 3402 and encodes 1133 amino acids. NCBI's taxonomy places the organism in Eukaryota, Fungi, Ascomycota, Eurotiomycetes, Eurotiales, Aspergillaceae. The record is from RefSeq and is a predicted model, not a curated record. Gene Ontology annotation, cellular component: peroxisomal membrane. The transcript has 8 exons.
AUGGAGAUUCUAAGACAACUCCAUACAUCUGUUGCCCAGACCUUUGAGACCUCUUUUGAUGAUGCCUACCAACGAUUGAAUUCUGAGCUUGCUGUUUGCGAUGCACGAGUCAAGAAAGCCGAAGAAAAGGUCAAGCUCGCCAAUGACACGCAAAUAAUUACCACAACGAGAGCUGGGGAACUCGAGUACGAAAACUCAGUCUUAAGGGAUGAAUUGAGCUCGUUUGAGAUUGAUCCAAAGAUCGUCGACUUCUACGAUUGCAUAGAAGAAAAAUAUGCACCGAGAAAUAUUCCCGAGCUUUAUGAGAGGGACGGCGUGGAAGGUGACGAACCAGACACGAAGGAACAGAACAAAGCACUGCGUAUGAAAUACAAAGAUCUAUACAGGGAAACACGGACGCUCCUUGAAACAUCUGGAAAACUCAGAAAACAAAUCAAGAAACAGAAACAAAAGCUAGAGCAAUGGCAAGGCUUCCUUAAUGGCGAGGAGUUUAGUACUACGCUUUUAGAUGGCACCUCGGUAAAAUUCCGGAGGCUUCAUGGAACCAACAGCAAGAACCGAGUGCAGCUGUCAGAUUCAGAACCGAGAUUCUCUGUGCUCGAGCCAUCAUCAUCCGUCGGCCAAAAAAAAGGACCGAAGGCUAAAACUGAGAUCAGCAAUGGGAACCGGCAAGUUCAGCUAUUGUACACCGAAUCGGAUUUAAUUUCAACACAGUCAACCGCCUCAUCUGAAAGUGAAGAAGCUAUCUCAACUGAUCACCCCUCUGGUGCCUCCAUUGUACCGGUGCCUAGGACUCUGAAAAGAAAGCGAUCGUCAUCACCGGAAUUUGCAUCUCAAAAUGGUGCUUUGGAAACAGGUAGAUCUGAGGAGCCCGUUGUCAUCAAAAGUAAAGACUUGUCUUCCAGCCCAUUGCAAAACCCAUGGCAGUAUUGUGUCCCUACAGGAACGCAGAAUUUGGACGAUAUCGGCAGCACUGUCGAGACACCAAGAAAGAAGAAAGGCUCUGGUUUCGACCAACAUCACGCUGGUGCUUUCACUGGUAGUGGGUCAGUGCCAAUUAGAGGUCCGCAGCAAAACCAUCGCAAUGAUCGCCAAUAUGCAUCAGAUAAAGGGUUGUCUCAGCACACUACACUACUUCAGCCCAUUGAUAGUAACUUGCGGACCGCCAAUUACCCCGGAAGUCGAGCAGAUAUGAAACCAAAGAGAAACAUGGAAAGGGUCACCAGGCAUGCUAUACCUUUGAUUGCAGAAGACGGCGAUGAAAGCUGUCCGGGCGCUAAAGCAAUAAAAAAAUUGGACAAGUCUUUGUCCAACUCAAUGGAUCAAGCGAUCUCGAGCGUUACUGGCAGACCUGUCCAGUCCCGUCUACUAGAUCUUCUUGAAAGACCGUUGCCUUCCAAGCCACCACUGAAAAUACCAAAAAUCCCCGGAGUCUCGAUUGAUUUUGGAGGACAACGCUUACGUGCCUCUGCCCCUGUUAGUCCGGAAAAAACAACAACAACAACAACAACAACGUGGACAUGUGCUGCUGAUGCAAGUGAUAGCGCUUCGAAGAUGAAAUCACCACAGGAAAGACAAAAUACACCGCAGCAAUCAGAUGUGCGCUCCAAUGAUCAACCUUACCGAACUCUCCCGCGUCACCGACUAAAGUUGAGCCAUUUCAAAAUAAAUUCAGAGAACAACCAGGGUCUUGACUUCGCGUUUGACACUGUUGUUCGCCGAAAAGAUGAGCGGAAAUUCGUAAGUGGUUGUACGCGCCCAGACUGUUGUGGAGACAAAUUCCGGGCUAUGGUACGCCUUGGUGGUCUGCCGACCCGUGCGAAUGGAUAUUGCCAGGACGAAAAAGAUCAAAUGAUACUUGAAGAUUACAUGGGAGACGAAAAGAAUUUGAUCCAUAAGUCGAGUGUAAGAGAGCGCGAGGAUCUCCUUCAGGAGGCAAAGGCAAAGCGUCUUGCCAAUGAUUUUGGAAAACACAGGCAUAAUCAUCAGCGCCCACGCACGCCCCCUGGAUUCUGGCGUGCUGACAUGCCUAGUACACAGGAGUUAGACGAUGACCACGAAGAAGCUCAUAAGCUAGAGAGUGAAAGGAUUAUGGAACGAUAUAAAGAAGCAACCCGCCCCGAGGGAUUAUGGAAGUUUGCAGAUGAAGAUAAACAUUAUAGCUGGGAGAGCCAUCAGUCUCAACACCAAUACAAUUUGCUUUGGUGUGCCUUAUCACUGAAAUGGUAUCUAUGUGGGUAUGCGCUAUUUCACAUGGAGUCAGCGCAGAAAGCCAACAGCCUGAUACCUGCAGCGUUGCUGCAACCGUCCAAAUGGCUUCCGCUAUAUGAAGAUUUUGUGACGAAGAACGCCAGCUCUGUAGGCCAAGUCGAGUCUGCGCUGAGGUCCUUAACAUACAUAAUACCAGGCCGUUACCGCGACUCUGAGAUAUCCUCGGAAUGCGUACACUCUGGGGUCCAACUUCUAUCAUUAUACCACGAUUCCCUCGUCUCACGAGUAAUUUCCAGGCUCCCACCAAGCAUUCACCGACAGACCCCUACACCACAUUCUCGAUACACCAAGUAUUGGACUUCUCGCUCUCCAUUUUAUCACAAAGUGGCACUCACUUUGCAAAUGAUUCAAUAUACCGAAUUGCUCUGGGAAAUGAUUGCGCGACGACGUGGCGAGAAGAUCCAUUGGCGCGUUGUUAUCUUCAUCGAAGCCGCCAAAGCAAUUUGCCGCUUGCUCUUGCUCCGCCUCACUAAAUCUCGGCCGCUUGUUAGUCCUCCUUUGCCAGAGCGUGAAGUUGAUCCGAGAUCUGCAGAAGAGGAAAACAGUGACUGGAAUGGGAUGCAGAUCCCCGUGAGCGAGCGGUCAUCUGAUCUGAGCUGGACCAUGCCACGGACGGGACUGUCGCUUCCAUCCCUGCCUGAUGUGAAUGAUGUGUCCAACUAUCUUAUCUCAAAGGUACUUACAGCCGAUGAUAUCAAGCCACCCAACGCGCUUCUGCACCGAGUUACUGGUCAAGGUCAGCUAGCAGAAGUCUUAUACAUUCUUCGGCCAGUAGUUUAUGCAUUGGCAAUGCAGAAGUGGAGUGGGGAUAAACGAAGUUGGAGACCUUGGCUUAUUGGAUUUGGAAUGGAGUACGGCUGCCGACAGCUCGCCAAGUCGGAUUUCCGGGACAGAGUUGCCGGAGGCCUUCGAGGACUCACAGGACUUGAACGAGGGGAGUUGAGGAAGCGUGGGUGGGCCAUGGGCUGGUGGCUUAUGCGUGGUGCAUUUUAUGAGAAGAUUACCAAGUCCUGGCUGAAAUAUUUGACCGGAAAGAUGAAGGGUAAACCGCUGAUUGACUUGGUGGGUAGCGUUGUUGAAGAUUAUGAAUAUCUGUGGGAUAACUACUACUUUCCGACUGCAACCCUUUGA